AUGGCGCUCGUGCAGGGUAUCUUUGACAAUGAGAUGAGAUGCGUGUCGCUCUCCAACCAGGCCAGUCAUCACCAUCACCAUCACUCUCACAGUGCCACGGCCAUUUCGGACAAGGAGAGAGCUGGCCCGCAAAAUGGGCAGAGUCCUAGCCACAAGGAUGCUGUGGCGCUUCCGAUUCCACAGAACGUCGAUGAUGGCGAGCAAGGAGACGCAUUGAAUACGAAUGUCCUCCUUGCCUCGAAUGCUGACAAGCGCAGGGCUAACACACUGUCACAGGACGCUCGAGCAGCCGUUGUUGCUGAGAUCAUUCCGCCCAUCACCAUCAAAGCCCUGGUGCAUUUGUUCCUCUAUGCCCUGCACCAGGAAGCUAUAGCGUUCAGAAGUGCCACAAGAGACACAGAGAUUCCUGUUCGGGUCAUCUCGGGAAUCAUCAACCAGUGCGUCACGGCGCUGGCUGCAUUGAUGACGCUGACCGGCAAAUCCAACUCCGAAGUCGGCCCAACGGAGGAUGCCGCCUCCGGAUCCUGCGACUACGACGUUUGUGAAGCGAUCUCACAAGCCAUGACAGAGGGAGCUCAACUGGUUCCCCGAGCCCGCGUUGCGCAGCUGCAGGCCGAGAGAGGUGCCGAUUGCCUUCGAGCCCAUGUGCAGAAGAUGAUGGAGGAGGGGAGCUUCGAAUUCUCUUCGCAUCGUGGCCCGAAGUUGAACCUGAGCACUGAGCGGGUCACCACCGUCGGAUUUGUGUGGACGCGGCUAGGAGGAGACAUCCAGGACACGCGGUGCUUGCUCGUCACUACUACUCGGUUCCGCAUGAUCCUGCUAAGAGCGCCGGACAGAGCAUCAGCAAUGCCGCAACCUGCUGAUCUUCAUGUGCUGUCUGAGCCGCGCAACAUGCAAGACUUGAAGCGCGUGAUUUUCGACUUGAGGAUGCGCCAGAUCCUAUGCUUGGUCUGGGAUGGAGACGAAGGAUUGAAAUUCCAGCGUUUGGUAUUCGAGAGUUCGGGACGUCGGCGUUCCUUCCAAGAGGUUUUGCGCAAAGUGCCGCGUAAGCAAAAAGAUACCGGUGAAGAGGAUGGAAAGAAGGAGACGGCAUCCAUCCGGAUGCGUGCACGGGGAAUUCUGGAGUCGGCAGUGAAGUCUACUUCGCUGGAGUCCCUCCGCGAGACCUGUCAAGUCCGCAGGGGUGGCAUUCCGCUGGUCAGCGUAACAUUCGUGCAGAGCACGGGCGGCCUUGGGCUAAACGCGCAGCUGGACAUGCUCGUCCUGACGCGAUGCAGCGUAACUGUCGUCUCGUUCAACAGCUUCUGGUCAAAGUUUUGGAGGUCGGACGACGAAGUCCACUACGAACGGGAGGUUACCCAGGCAAGCCUGGAUACAGACUCAGAAGACGACCGGUUGCCGGACUUCAGCGAAAGCGUGGUGGCCACCUCCAAUGACCAUGCCGACAAGUGCGAGGCCUUGCACGGUCCAUGGGAUUUGGAGGACUUGCAAGGAGUCUGGUUCCUCUCCGAAGCAAGCCCCAAGGUUCGACUUCAGUUUGGAUCCACCCUCGAAGUCACUUUCCUGAGUGACGGGGAAAGGCAGCGAUUUCGCCGACAUUUGGCCACCAUUCUAGCAGAAGGUGCAGUUCCGCGAGCUGGCAAAGCCUCACAGGCAUGGGCGGUUGUCCCGACGGACAAGACGGACAUCAAGACGAUUCAGAAAGAAACAGGGGCAGUUCAGAAGUCCCGGCUGGCGCUGACGCGUGGAGAAGGAACCUGA
Messenger RNA from Symbiodinium necroappetens, 1761 nucleotides. Lineage: Eukaryota; Dinophyceae; Suessiales; Symbiodiniaceae. The record is from the annotation of a GenBank genome assembly.